This is a messenger RNA of Didymodactylos carnosus, 1095 nucleotides long. The record is from the annotation of a GenBank genome assembly. NCBI's taxonomy places the organism in Eukaryota, Metazoa, Rotifera, Eurotatoria, Philodinida, Philodinidae.
AUGAAUAGUUCCAAAGAUGACGACAGUUUGACAAUAAAUAUUCAUAGUAAUUCUGCUAGUACUAAUAAUAAAAGUAAACUAAAGUCACCAUUUUUAGCAAAUCAUUUAAAAAAUGGAGAAAUUCUAUCAGAUAAUAAAAUUCCAACAACGACAAUGUACGCACCGGGUACAAGUGAUCCACGACGUGUUAAAUCUUGUCUUUGGUCAACUGUUAUAUUUACAAUUAAUUUUGUCUCAUCCAUAGCUGUUAUUAAUUUAGCAAAAUGGAUUUAUGUUAAAUAUCAUUUUCCAAAUUUAACAUUAACAAUGUUAAACUUUUUUAUUACAUUUAUUCUAUUAAUCAUUUGUUUAUGGAUUAAAUUAUUUCAAGCAAUUCGAUUACCAAUAUUAAAUAUGAUACCCGUUUCAGUAGCGUUUGGUGGGUUUAUAGCAUUUAGUAAUUUAUCUUUACAGUACAAUACUGUUGGAACAUAUCAACUAAUUAAAUUACAAGUGACACCAACUGUUAUGAUCAUUAGUUAUCUGUUUUUAAAUACUCAUUAUCCUCUACCAAUUAUAUUAUCAUUUGUUCCAGUUUUUACUGGGACACUUAUUUCAACCUAUUACGAUUUACAAUUUAAUACAUAUGGUUUAGUGUGCGCAUUACUUAGUGUCAUGUUUACAGCUAUCUACCAAAUAUUAGUUGAAUAUUAUCAAAAAAAAUAUAAUUGUGAUUCAUUACAAUUAUUAUUUUAUCAGGCACCAUUAUCGGGUUUAUUAAUGUUAUUAGUUGUACCCUAUUUUGAACCAAUACAUAAUUUAGAUAAAUUUUUUAGUCAAGAAAUAUUAUUUCUUAUUGUAUUAUGUGGAAUUAUUGCAUUUUUUGUUAAUUUUAGUAUAUUUUGGGUUAUUGGUAAUUUAUCAGCUGUUGCAUAUAAUAUGAUUGGACAUUCAAAAACAUUAUUAAUUAUCGUCAUUGGCUCUCUCAUAUUUCAUGAACCAUUAAAUCAUCGACAAGUAUUUGGUAUUUGUUUUACAAUGAUCGGUGUUUUUAUGUAUAGUUAUUUUAAAUAUAUUAAAAAAACUGGUACAAAAUAUAGUUCAGAAAGAACCUAA